Molecule: messenger RNA, 2274 nt
Organism: Coregonus clupeaformis (lake whitefish)
Lineage: Eukaryota; Metazoa; Chordata; Actinopteri; Salmoniformes; Salmonidae
Exons: 8
Coding region: 1-2274 (757 amino acids)
Source: RefSeq, a predicted model, not a curated record
AUGCUCAAGAGGCAAUUCUGUAUGCUGAAAGCCCAGGGAAGGCUCCCACUGGACCUCCCUCUGAGACCAAUGAAGGACUGGCUCCUGGCAGGGAAAAGAGUCUUCCUGGAGCGUGAGGCAGAGACAUGGAAGAGAUGGAGGAAGGUCUCUGUAGCUGAAUUGACUUGGGAUGCAAAGAGGGGCCUGGAAUUACAGGAAACAGAGACAGAGAUAGUUAUCCUGCUCAGUGGCCAGAGAGUUCAGGAUGAAUUAAGGAUACCAAAUGUCAUCGUGGACACUGCGCCCGACAGAGACAUCCAGCUUCUGAAAGAGGAGCGUUGGAAGUUGAACUUCUUGCACCUAAAGGAUGAGACAUGCCUGGCCACUGAGCUUUAUGGACAUUCUGAGACCUCUUCAAAGGAAACUCUAAUUGAAGAGAAAAGACCAAAGACCAAGUGCCCGGCCAGUGUCGCUGGGGCUGCUGACAUUGACAACACCAACGAGGAGGCUUCAGUGGAGUCUCCGAAUAACAAUGUGGUGGAUGUCCAGGCUGAACCGCUGGCCCUGGUCGGUGUGGAGAAAGAGGCUGCUGGAGAUGGAAAGGUCCUCAGCAAGGUGGUGAAGCCCAAAGUGUGGCUGAAGGAGGGUUGUAAAGAUCAGCUAACCCGAAAAUUCUAUGAUAUGAUUGCGGAACUACCAAAGUCCUAUUUCGGAUCCACUGAGAGCCUUCCUGAGAUGUGUGGCAGCGUUCCUGAGGUGUGUAGCAGAGUGCCUGAGGUGUGCAGCAGAGGUCCUGAGGUGUGCAGAAGAGGUCCUGAAGUGUGCAGAAGAGUUCCUGAGGUGAGGUGCAGAGGUCCUGAGGUGAGGUGCAGAGGUGCAGAGGUCCUGAGCACAGGUCCUGAGGUGUGCAGUGGAGUGUCUGAGCUGUCAAAUGCAGUGGGAGAGGUGUCAAGUGACACAAAGAAGACAGAGGCUACUGGAGCCCUUCUGAACACUGGAAAUGGCCUGAGAAAGGUGGUGCAGCUAUCCAAUGAGAGCCGUCCUGAGGUGUGCAGCAGUCCUGGGGUGUGCAUCAGAGUGCCUGAAGUGUUCAGUGGAGGUCCCGAGGUAUGCAGUGGAGUGCCUGACAUGUGCAGUGGAGUGCCUGAAGUGUUCAAUGGAGGUCCUGAGGUGUGCAGGGGAAGUCCUGAGGUGUUCAGUGAGGUGCCUGAGGCACCAAACGCAGUGGAAGAGGUGUCCAGCGACAAAAAUAAGACAGCGGCUGCUGAAAACCUUCUGGACACUGAAAAUGUCCUUAGCAAGGUGGUGAACCCCAAAGGGUGGCUGAAGGAGGGCUGGGAAGAUCAGCUGCACCGAGACUUCAAUAAUAUGAUUACAAAACUCCCAAAGUCCUAUUUCGGAUCCACCGAGAGCCUUCCUGAGGUGUGCAGCAGAGGUCCUGAGGCCUCAAACGCAGUGGAAGAGGUGUGCAGUGACACAAAGAAGACAGAGGCUACUGUAAACCUUCUGAAAACGGGAAAUGGCCUAUGCAAGGUUGUGCAGCUAUCCACUGAGAACCGUCCUGAGGUGUGCAGCAGUCCUGAGGUGUGCAUCAGAGUGACUGAGGUGUUCAGUGGAGGUCCCGAGGUAUGCAGUGGAGUGCCUGACAUGUGCAGUGGAGUGCCUGAAGUGUUCAGUGGAGGUCCCGAGGUAUGCAGUGGAGUGCCUAACAUGUGCAGUGGAGUGCCUGAAGUGUUCAAUGGAGGUCCUGAGGUGUGCAGGGGAAGUCCUGAGGUGUUCAGUGAGGUGUCUGAGGCACCAAACGCAGUGGAAGAGGUGUCCAGUGACAAAAAGAAGACAGCGGCUGCUGAAAACCUUCUGGACACUGAAAAUGUCCUUAGCAAGGUGGUGAACCCCAAAGGGUGGCUGAAGGAGGACUGGGAAGAUCAGCUGUCCAGAGACUUCAAUAAUACGAUUGUAAAACUCCCAAAGCCCUAUUUCGGAUCCACCGAGAGGCUUCCUGAGGUGAGCAUAGGAGUGCCUGAGGUGUUGAACGCAGUGGAAGAGGUGUGCAUUGACACAAAGAAGACGGAGACAACUGGAGACCUUCUGAACACUGGAAAUGGCCUCAGCAAGGUGAUGCAGCUAUCUACUGAGAGCUGUCCUGAGGUGAGCAGCGGAGUGACCGAGGCGUUGAACUCAGUGGCAAAGGUGUCCAGCGAAAUAAAGAAGCGGAAGAAAAAUGGCGUUCUGCGAUUCUUCCGACGUGUGUGGAAGUUCUUCACAUGCACCAUCAGCCUCCCCAAAGAGGAGUGA